GAUCUCCUUGAUGAUGCUGAGAGUUGUCGUCGUAAGAUGGUCGCAGCCUCUGCUCUCAUUAAUGGUCUUGGUGGAGAGAAAGUUAGAUGGACAGAACAAAGCAAAGAAUUCAAAUCUCAGAUUAAUAGACUGGUGGGUGAUGUACUUCUAGCAACCGGUUUCUUAUCUUAUUCUGGUCCAUUCAAUCAAGUAUUCAGAAUCAAUCUCAACGGCAACUGGCAAAAAGAACUCCGCACCAACAAAAUUCCUUUCACAACAAAUCUUAACAUAUCAUCUAUGUUAGUGGAUGGACCCACGAUUGGAGAAUGGAAUCUUCAAGGAUUACCAAAUGAUGAACUAUCUGUUCAAAAUGGAAUCAUUGUUACCAAGGCAACACGCUAUCCACUUCUUAUCGAUCCACAAGGUCAAGGGAAAACAUGGAUCAAGAACAGGGAGCAACAGUUUGAAUUACAGGUUACUUCCUUAAAUCACAAGUACUUCCGGAGCCAUCUGGAGGACAGUCUGUCACUUGGCCGGCCACUGCUCAUUGAGGAUAUUGGGGAAGAGCUUGAUCCUGCUCUUGAUAAUGUACUGGAGAAGAACUUUAUCAAGUCUGGCAGAACAUUGAAGGUUAAAGUUGGUGACAAAGAAGUAGAUGUGAUGAAUGGAUUUAAGUUGUAUGUCACAACCAAACUGGCAAACCCAACAUAUACACCAGAGGUAUCAGCUAGAACAUCAAUCAUCGAUUUUACUGUCACCAUGAAAGGACUUGAGGAUCAGCUUCUGGGCCGUGUCAUCCUCACUGAGAAGCAAGAGCUAGAAUCAGAACGCAUCAAACUAAUGGAAGAUGUGACAGCCAACAAACGCAAGAUGAAAGAACUGGAAGACAACCUUCUCUUCCGUCUCACCAGCACUCAGGGAUCUCUAGUGGAAGAUGAAUCCUUGAUCUCUGUACUUGGUGUCACUAAAGUGACUGCAGAAGAGGUCACUGAGAAACUUGUAGUUGCUGCUGAAACUGAGAUCAAAAUUAAUGAAGCUAGAGAGGAGUUUAGACCUG
This is a messenger RNA of Anneissia japonica, 1036 nucleotides long. Its product is annotated as dynein heavy chain 8, axonemal-like. The record is from RefSeq and is a predicted model, not a curated record. Gene Ontology annotation, cellular component: dynein complex. The transcript is spliced from 6 exons. Gene Ontology annotation, biological process: microtubule-based movement. Gene Ontology annotation, molecular function: minus-end-directed microtubule motor activity; dynein intermediate chain binding; dynein light intermediate chain binding. NCBI's taxonomy places the organism in Eukaryota, Metazoa, Echinodermata, Crinoidea, Comatulida, Comatulidae. The annotation marks the transcript as partial.